ACGACCGGGGACUGGGGGGGGGGCGUCGAAGCUAGCUCCGUGUAGCCGGCCAUGUCGCUCUCCAGUCGGGGUAGGAUAACCUGCUGUGGUCGGUAUACACCUCCGGAUGAUACACUUGUUUGUUGUUGGCAGGCGAGCCAUCUCUUCUUCUUACUUAUUAUUAUGAUGAUUAUUAUGAUUGUUUUCCAUUUCUACCGCGACAACGUGUUCUGAGCUCCUGCUUUAUAACACACUUUGCUUGGUUUUUAAGCCCGCAUUACGAGUGUACCGGGGGGGGGGUAAGCUAGCCAGCUAAUAUGCUAACUAGCGACCGAUUCGUGCUUGUUUUAUUUUGACUUUAUCACACGUCUUCUGCGUAUUUAACGUUGUGGUUGUACAUCCAUGUUCAUUAUACGUCGCGCGCAAUUCACGUAUUUUUUUUUACAUUCGUUUUAACCGUAGCAGUUGCGGCGAUGUGACCGGGGCACGCCAGCCUGGUAGUCCGGACCGCGGCGGUUGUGUGUGGGGUGAGUGUGGUGCCUCCUCCUCCCUCCCCCUGACCGAGCAGACUGGGAGUGUAGACAGUGAAUGUCAUUAUCGGCGCUGUCUGCAUACCAGUGCAGUUGCGAGGAAGAGGAGGAGGUACAGUUCGCAGACUGGACGAGAGGAGAAGGAGGGGGUGGUUGAUGGAGCUUUUAUAUGCGGCGUCCUUGCAGCAGCAAAACGGACACCAGGACUUGGCGUCAGCCGCCCAUUGGUCCAAGUUGUCAAGCUCCAGUGUCGUUCUUGCUUGGGUCGCUCAUGUUGACGUGUUGUGGUCACCGUGGGGCUCCUUUUUCCACAUGAAAACAGCCCACAAACGCCAACCUCACGCUGCGGAAUCAAGGUCGCUGCCUUUUGCGCAGAAGCAGCAGCGGCAGUGCGCCAGUCGUGGAGGAAAAAGCCCCACGAAAAUGUAAAUGUGAGAAGGCGUGCAGCAGGAAGUGGAUGGGAAGACAAGAAGAAGAGGCGUGGAGUUCCACCAUGCAUGCGUCCAAGCAGCAGAGGAUCAGCGUGGCUUAAAAAGAUCAACAAGACGACCCAGGAGUGUUAGAAGAAGCCAGCCAGCAGACAGGAACAAUAACACAGCGUGCAGACAUGGCCAGCACCCAGACCAGCUUGAAAAGCUCCUUCAAAGACUUGACCUCAUUCAAGGGCGGGGUGAAGCGUCUGUACAGGGAGCGCCCGGAGGACGCGCCCAUCAAGAAGCGGGUGAUGGCCGAGAUCAACCUGAAACGCCGCGGCCUGGAUUCCUUCCACAAGACACCCAAGGUGAAGCGGGAGCACGUGGAGGAGCCGCACCACGACGGCGACCUGCAAGCGGCGCCCUCGGCUAAAGCCCUGGACCUGAGCCCGGGGCUCAAACACACGCUGGCCCAGUUCACUCUGAGCAGCCAGAGCUCCCUGGGGGGCCCGGCUGCCUUUUCAGCGCGCACCGGCCACGAGCAUUCCCACGCCGGCAUGCCCCCCCUGCCCUCACCCCCUGUUCUGGGAGGCGGCCCCCUGCUGGUUCCCUGCGACAGCUCCACCGAGCUCACACACUCGCUCCUCGAGGGCGAGUCCAUCUCCUGCUUUGUGGUGGGGGGCGAGAAGCGCCUCUGCCUGCCCCAGGUGCUCAACUCGGUGCUGCGCGACUUCUCGCUGCAGCAGAUCAACACCGUGUGCGACGAGCUCUAUGUGUACUGCUCGCGCUGCGACGCCGAGCAGCUGCACAUCCUUAAGGUGCUCGGCAUCCUGCCCUUCAACGCGCCGUCCUGCGGCCUCAUCACGCUGACCGACGCACAGCGCCUGUGCAACGCUCUGCUGCGCCCUGGGGCCGCCCUGCCCACCGACCUCAGCGGCAAGCUGUCCACGCAGGGCCUGCUGAAGGAGACAGAGGCCGGCUUCCAGGUGGAGCACCAGUGCCUGGGGAAGUGCCAGGGCCUCUUCGUGCCCCAGUUCUACACCCAGCCCGAGGCACCCUGCAUCCAGUGCGUCGAGUGCCACUUGCUCUUUUCACCACAGAAGUUCGUCAUGCACUCGCACAAGUUGCCCGAUAAGAGGACCUGCCACUGGGGCUUUGACUCGGCCAAGUGGCCCUGCUACCUGCAGCUGGCCAGGAAGUACCAGGGCUCGCCCGAGGAGGCCAAGCUCAAGCAGCUGCUGGACGAGGUGAAAGAGAAGUUCCACUACCAGCUUAAGAGGUCGCUCGACAAAAAGGCGGCCGAGGAUGAGGAGGAGAUUCAGGGGCACAAACCCUCGGCGGACCUCUGCCCCCCCAGCGGCAAGUUGGCUGAAGUGGAGCCCACGAGAAAGGAUAAGACGUCUGCAGCGGCUGCGGCAUAUAACCGCCUUUUCUCGGACAUCAAAGAGGAGCCAGGACACCCCACCCUGGUUCACCCCAGCUACUACCUGUACACGUACGAUAAGAUGGUGGCUCCUAACGUGUCUCUGCGGCGGGAGGCGGAGAUGAGCCCCGAGAUGCUGGGAGCGCUGCUGAAACAGCACUACGGCCGCCGGGUGCUGCACCACGACGAGCCCCCCAUGGACCUUCACGCGUCGCCUCCCCUGGCCGCUGCCGCCGAGGAGGCCAAGUCCCAACAUGCCGCCGCCGAAAGGGAAUGCCAAGCCCAGGCAGUUUCCAUGGAGACAAGCAGCCUGAGCGGCAAGAUAGCCGCCCACACCCCUCCUCCUCCACCUCCUCCUCCCGCAUCGCCGCCAGUAACCAGGGAGGAUGCGGGCUGCGGCGGAAGCGUGGCGGUGGAGGACGACAAGGACCGAAUCGUGGUGGAGAUCAUGCAGAUGUACAGCAGGCAGCAGGAGAAGCUCAACUCCACCCUGCACAAACAGCUGCAGCUGGAAAUGGAGCUUGAGGCGCUGCGUGGUGGCGAGGCGGCGCGGCUACGUGAGCUGAGCGCCGAGCAGCGAGAGCUCCGCACCGAGCUGGAGGCGGUGCACAGCGAGCAGGCGCGCCAGCUCGGCCGUGCCCGCCAAGAGCAGCUGGAGCUGGAGGCGCGCCUGGAGCAACUACGCCAGCAAGCAUGUGCUUGCGAGCCGACGGUCCGGCGCCAGCAGGAGGCGCACUACACCGCGCAGUUGUCGGAGCUGCAUCAGAGGCUGGAGCGGGCCGAGGCCGACCGGCAGGAGCUGCAGGAGGAUCUGCGGCAGGAGCGGGAGGCGCGGGAGGAGCUGGAGCGCACCAUCAGCCAGCUCAAGCAGCAGAUGGCCCAGUCUGGCGGCGUGGGAGGCAGCCCCUCUCCUCCUCUCACCCCGUCCACCGGACCCCCAAACGCCCAUUCACCGUCCUCCUCCUCCUCCCCUUCCUCCUUCUCGGAGGCCCCAGUGGCUGGCCCCAAGUGACUGCAGCCCCUCCAGGCGCCGCCCUCCUGGUGACAAACACAUCAGCCUGAUGCAUCACAAGGAGCUUUUCUUCUUCUUCUUGUGCACUUCAACUUUUUAUGAUUAUGAUUAUCAUGAUUAUUCCUCCUUCAUUUGCUCCCUGUCCUCUCAACAAACAGUAUUUAAAGACUUUUUUUUAUUAUUAUUUUGGCAUGAUUUUUAAUUUAUAGGUUAUAAUGGACACAACCAGUGCUGCUUGAUCACGCUUUUAUUUUGUGGAGAGAAGCCUCUUGUUUUCUUCUUCUUCUUCUUCCACGACACACGCGUCAUCUACAACGGAGAAACACCUUUACUCUUUAUAAUAUAUAUCUAUAUAAGACUGCCUCAUGAGAAUAUGCCAAUGGUGAAGCGAGCACCCCUCCUCGACGUAGCGUAACCCCCCAGCCCCCCACCCCAUCUGAAGACCUCCCUCAUCCUCCUCAACACUGUGGCUUCCUCCCAGACAAGAAACACUGUGCUCCUUUUUUCCAAGAUGCUUCAUCGCUCCCUAUUACACUGUACCCCCCCCCCCCCCAACAAACCACCACCCACCUCUCUGUGACACCCCACCCCCCAGGACAGGUGGGGUGAUCCCAGGGUGGGUGGCCUGGACGCCAGCGGUUUUGUUGUGUGCCAUCAGAAUGGAGGCAGCUGUUGUUGUCCACAAUGGAACUGUAUGUGAGCACCCCCUCCCCACACUGCCACGGCACGUCCUGGUCCCCGCAGGGGGGGGGGUUUAGUGUGUUGUCCAUCCAGCUACAGGAAGAGAAGACUUUUUUUUUCUUUUUUUCACGGUGCCAGGCGGAAAGUGCUUUUUAUUGCCUCUAAAGAGAUCCCGAUCACCGCGUGUGCAUGUGCGCGUGCGCAUGUGUGUGUGUGUGUAAAUAAUGGUUUAAAUGACAAACUGAUUGGGGCGGGGCGUCCUUGGCUUUUCAAAUGUUUAUGCAUCUGUUGAGGGGAGAGGAAAAAAGUGCAAACCGAUAAGACAUUCCACUGUGCUCCAUCUCGCUCCUUCGAAAAAGUCACCCAAGGCGCCAAAACAAAAAACACCUUUAAUAAUAAUAACAAUAAUAAUAACGAUGAAAGAAGAUAUUUAACAUAUGAAGUGAAGAUUUCUAUGGACGUUUUUGUAAAUACAGUAGGCAUUAUUAAUAUAUGAGUUGUUGCUCUGUGACGUUACGUCACUUGGACCACAAACCCCAAAAGGCUUCCAAAGUUUUCAAGCCUUUCGCUUCUUUUCCUUUUCUUUGCAAAUUUGCAGGGUGGAAACCGGGAGGCUUUUUGCAGGGCAAAUGAGGAAAACAUCACACUUUUUCUUUUUUUGUAUUUCUUAUGCCCCUUUCCCGUUCUCUUUAAUGAAACUAUUCUACAUUCGUUCAUCCGCUGAGCAAAAUUGCAAUUUUUGGAAGGGGGAAGAAAAAAAAAAUAUAUAUAUAUAUAUAUAUAAUAUUUUUUUUUGCAUGUUUUGCUGCCUCUCGUGUUUGCGUCACAUAGUCACAAAAAUGAGUAAAAUAAUGAUGAGCGGCUGAGGCUUGCAGUACGUGCAUGAAACUGUGCAAGUUUUUGAUCAUUAUUGGAUCUGAGGAUGAUGAUGAUAAUGAUGAAAGUGUGUGUGUGUGUGUGUGUGUGUGUGUGUGUGUGUGUGUGUGUGUACUCUGGACACCACUGAAUUCACACCGAGUAUUUUUAUUGUCUUAAUUCAGCAGGAAAUAUCACUUGUCCCAUUUCAUUCCCCACACUGCAGUUUAGCAUUUUGUACACAAGGGGCUGCUGUUUAGGCCGCGAGUGGUGCACCACGUGAGAGUACGGUCAUGAAGGCGUGCAGGGCAUUUGCUUUUUUCUUUUCUUGUUGUUGCUGUUGCAUUUUGCAGUGUUAUGACAACUUGGAAAUGCUUUGUACAGACUUUUUACAGACGUGCAAAGGUCGCCCCACCCGAAUGAAAAGGACAUAUCCACCGCUUUAUCCUGGUCGCAGGUGGCACGUCUAUGCCUUGUCCUUCCCAGCAACAAUAGCUACAUUGUUGUUUUCCUUUCGUUUAUACACUUAUUGUAAGGAUAUUUUCCUAUAUAUAUAUAUAUAUAUAAAUAUAAAUAUAAAUAUAUUCAUGGCUUUGCUGAAAAGAAGCACCCAUCCCCCCACGCCCUCCUUUACUCCCACCCAAAUGCUGAAACAUGAAAGUGCAGUGUCUGUGUAUAGGACCAUUGCCAGUAACCAUGUGAUGACACUUUUGUUCUUUGCAUGAAUCGAGACACUGAUCUCCUACCUCAUGUUGUGAUAUGUAUAUAUAUAUAUGUAUAUAUAUAUAUGUGUAUAUAUAUAUAUAUAUAUAUAUAUAUAUAUAUAUAUAUAUAUAUAUAUAUAUACAGUAUAUAAUGAAGAGAAAAUGUUUUUUAAAUGCAGAGGACACUGCUAAUUCUAAACUGUCAGUCCUGGUGAAUAUGUACUACUCGUACAUGACAUACCUGUACAUGCUUUUGGCUAAUACCUCAGUUGUAUGUCGUGUUUUUUGUUUCUUUUCUGUUUUCUUUUCCUUCUUUCCCAGCAUUUCAUUUCAGAUCCUGUGAAUAGAGACCCUGUAUAGACGAUGAACUUGGAUGAAAUUCAAGUAAAGUUCUGUAGUGUUAA
Dunckerocampus dactyliophorus (ringed pipefish) is the source of this 6001-nucleotide messenger RNA. It is a transcript of the gene skila, whose product is annotated as SKI-like proto-oncogene a. Gene Ontology annotation, biological process: negative regulation of BMP signaling pathway. NCBI's taxonomy places the organism in Eukaryota, Metazoa, Chordata, Actinopteri, Syngnathiformes, Syngnathidae. The coding region runs from base 1117 to 3357 and encodes 746 amino acids. Gene Ontology annotation, cellular component: nucleus. Gene Ontology annotation, molecular function: SMAD binding; DNA-binding transcription factor activity, RNA polymerase II-specific; RNA polymerase II cis-regulatory region sequence-specific DNA binding. The transcript is spliced from 8 exons. The record is from RefSeq and is a predicted model, not a curated record.